Messenger RNA from Oncorhynchus mykiss (rainbow trout), 2309 nucleotides. Its product is annotated as luc7-like protein 3. Gene Ontology annotation, biological process: mRNA splice site recognition. The record is from RefSeq and is a predicted model, not a curated record. Gene Ontology annotation, molecular function: mRNA binding. Lineage: Eukaryota; Metazoa; Chordata; Actinopteri; Salmoniformes; Salmonidae. Gene Ontology annotation, cellular component: U1 snRNP.
AUCAAGGGCUAGUGGGGGAACAAGAGUGGAUGUUACAGGACAUCCUAGCAGAGGGUGGCGUAAUUUCUCAUACAGCGGCGGGUUCAGGUUCCGCACACGGAUGCACAGUGGGUAGCGACUGUUGCUGAAUGCGAACGGCUGCCAUUUUGAUCUGAAAUAACUAGGAUCUGUGUUUCUUUGGCGCAAUAAUAAAUGGUUUAACUUAGUAGAUACAAUAGCUUUUUGCUUUCAGUUUUGACGCAAAAUGCUUUCCGCAGCCCAGUUACUCGAUGAGUUGAUGGGUCGAGACAGAAACUUGGCCCCCGACGAGAAACGAUGCAACGUACGCUGGGACCACGAGACCACCUGUAAGUACUAUCUCUGUGGAUUCUGCCCUGCAGAAUUAUUCACAAACACCCGGUCUGACUUGGGUCCCUGUGAAAAAAUCCACGAUGAAAACCUUAGGAAAAUGUAUGAGAAGAGCUCCCGGUUCAUGAAGGAGGGCUAUGAGAGGGACUUUCUGCGCUACCUGCAGUCUCUCCUGGCCGAGGUGGAGAGGAGGAUCCGCAGGGGCCACGCCCGUCUAGCCCUGUCGCAGGCCCAGCAGGCCGCAGGACAGGGGCCUGGUGGUCCUGUGGGGAAGAACGAGGAGAAAGCUACAGUCCUGACAGAGAAGAUCGAGGACCUAGUCAUGCAGAUCGAGGAGUUGGGCUCUGAGGGCAGAGUGGAGGAGGCCCAGGGGAUGAUGAAACUGGUGGAACAGCUAAAGGAUGAGCGAGAGCUGCUCAGCUCCACCCCCUCGACGAUUGAGACCUUUGCGGCCCAGGAGAAACAGAUGGAGGUGUGUGAGGUGUGCGGGGCGUUCCUCAUUGUGGGAGACGCCCAGUCCCGGGUGGAUGACCACCUGAUGGGCAAGCAGCACAUGGGCUACGCCAAGAUCAAAUCCACUGUGGAGGAGCUCAAGGAGAAGUUGAAUCGGCGAUCCGAAGACCCCGCCGGAGAAGACAAGGGAGAGCUAGAAAGCAAGGACUGGGAGCGUGAGAGGGAGGAGAGGGAGACUAAGCGCAAGUUGGAAGAGGAGGAGAAAGAGAAGGAGAAGGAGAAAGAGCGCGAGAAGGAGAAGGAGAAAGAGAGGGAGCGAGUGAAGGAGCGGGAGAGAGAGAGGGAGCGAGAGAGGGAGAAGAGAGGAAGGAGGAGCCACUCGAAUAGCCGCCACUCCAGCCGGGCGUCGGACCGUAAGAGGAGUCGUUCCCGGGAACGCCGGCGGUCCAGGAGCAAGGAGAGGGAGCGCAAACGUAGCAGAAGCCGGGACAGGGACCGGGAGAGGCGGCGCAGCCGGGAGCGUUCGGACAGGAAACGGCGCUCCCGCAGCCGGGAGAGGAAGAGGUCCCGCAGCUCGGAGCGCAAGUCUCACCGCCACCGGAGCCGCAGCCGGGACAAGGACAGGACGUCCAGAGACAAAGAGCGUAAGGAGCCGGAGGAGAGGAGAAGCAGCUCCAAGAAGGAUGAGGUGUUAGAGGAUGACAAGCCUUCCUCUGACGUGGCCAAGCCUGGGCCCGUGGAGGCUGAGGCUCCUGCCUCCACUCUGGGCCUGGCCCUUCUGGCCAGGGUCAACGGGGCUGCUCAAGACGAACUCCAUUCUGAAGGUGACACUCAGUCCAAUUAAAACUGAUCUGAUAGGACCUCAGAUCAGGCUCAGGGGACGCUGGGAAAUCUGGAGGAGGAAGAUCUGAAGACCACCUGUCGCUCCACCCUGAACCUGUCUCUGCGCUGCUUAAAACAAGGUGAACCACAGAUGUAGUGGCUUAUUAAAACAACUGUGACAUCUAAAUCACAACAAAAGACACGUGUGUAAAGGUGCCCUCUGUUGUCCUCCUGUUGUUUUUUUUGGAAGAUCACAUUUUUAGCGCAGGACCAGACAUUCUUCAUUCAGUUUUCCGUUGUAUUUCUUUCCUUCAUCGUUUCUGAUAUAAAGGACCUUGUCUAGUAGCUGCUGAAGUAGAAUGGUACAUUAAGGCUUUUAUCUAUGUUCUGUUGCUCAUGCAGUUUUUAGGACAAAUAAAAACCGUGCUUGUUUUGGUUUGUAAUGUCAGGUUUCCACUCUUUCACGGUUUGACUUUUUUGGGGAAAUCAGUUUGGGAAGUGUUUGUACAAUGUUAGUUAGGAGCAUCUCUUUCUCUCCUCUCUCCUUCCCACCCACCAGAUCUCACACCCACUGACUGAUCUCUCUAGCCCCUUACUGUAAAAUAUAGUGAGAUUUGAAUUGAUCUUUUUUUGUUCUGAUUUUUAAACCUGUUCAUCUUGAUCAAUAAAAAGAGAGCUUGAAUGAU